Drosophila suzukii is the source of this 1017-nucleotide messenger RNA. RefSeq lists its product as uncharacterized. The record is from RefSeq and is a predicted model, not a curated record. Lineage: Eukaryota; Metazoa; Arthropoda; Insecta; Diptera; Drosophilidae.
CCCAAGAACUAGUGGAAUUUUGCAUCGCUUUGGACACACUGAUUGGGCAGUGUUUUUAUUUUUAUUUUGUUUGGCCAGCCGGAUAGCUUAAUAAUACUUUAAUGCAGCCAUUUAUUGUUAUACGCAACUACACGCAAGAUGACGAGCUCAAGUGCCAGGAGUUGGUGCGGGACUACAUCAUGUCGUUCUCCAACAAGUCCUUCUUCGUCUAUUGCUUUCGAGAGAUCACAUUGCAGUUCAUAGUCAUCACGUGGGCCAUAUUCUUCAUAUUUCUGGGAGUGCCUCUACUUUUCUGCGCCCUCACUGUGCCCGCUUGCAUUUUCUGUUUGUUUACCGGCACCUACUUCUCGUUUUACUCUAAGGCAGUGGAGCUGAUGAGGACCAAGCCAUCUCAAUCCCUGGUGGCCGAAUGCUAUGAACCCUUCAUUUUCCGCUGCUCACCCAAGGAGGCUAGCUACCAGAUCUUCAUGGAGAACUGCCCCUAUGACGAGGCCUCUGUAAGGAAGUUCCGUCGCAGGAUUGUGGCCGCCAUUAGUGUGAAGAAUCACCAUGCCGUCUACAACGCGGCCUGGAUCUACCGCUUUGCCAUCGAUCCCAACUAUCCCUACCAGACGAUCAUGGAGCCCAUGGUGAAGCAGGUUGUCAAAAACUGCAUCACUGGCGGCUAUGCUUCGCUGGAGUGCACCAUCUCCGAGUGGCAGGAGAGUGAGCGCGACUUCUACGACGACUUUGGCUUCGUCACGAGGCAGAUUUACCACAAAAAGAUCAUCGGCAGCAGUCUGUCUGUGAUGAAGACCCAGCUCACAUAUGGGUUGCGUUCCGACGAGGCUCUGCACAAACAAAACUAAGGCAAUACCAAUGGUGCAAUAUAGAUAAUCUCCCAGUUCUGUGGAAUCUAGUUCAAUACUUAGGUAUUUAUUUUAUAAACUUUACAUUCCAGUCACAUAUUGCGUCCCGAACUCAAAGCACACCGAUUUAAGCCCUAGAUUGUUGUUCCAGGGCGAUUCGACAAAGUUU